AAAGUGUGAAGCACAGAGUAUUCCGAAGGAAUUAUCAUUCCACAUACAGAACAAUUCAAGACUUAAAAAGAUGACCACGAACGCUCCACUUAUUAUGCGAAUAAUGGCAUUGUCCAUUAACACGGCCAAACGGGCUGGCGUCAUCAUACGCGAUGUCCUCAAGCAGGGAGACCUCGGCAUCGUGGAUAAGGGCAAAAAUGAUCCACAAACAGAAGCCGACCGUUCGGCGCAACGAUGCAUUAUUGCAUCUUUGGCAAAGAAAUUUCCCAGCAUUAAGAUAAUUGGUGAGGAGGGUGGAUCCGAUUUGAAUGUAUGCGAUGAAUGGUUGGUGGGCGAACUGGAUGAAACAUUCCUUAAGCAAGACUGCCCGGCGGAUUGGAAGGAUGCAAAACCGGAGGACUUUGUCAUAUGGGUUGAUCCCUUAGAUGGCACUGCAGAAUAUACACAAGGAUUUGUGGAGCAUGUGACGGUGCUCAUUGGCAUAGCCGUAAAGAACUCAGCUGUGGGUGGCAUUAUUCACCAGCCAUUUUAUCAACAAUCCAGCGGCGAGCUGGGACGUACCAUUUGGGGUCUCAAAGGCUUGGGCACUGGCGGAUUUACGGCUGUCAAACCGCCGGCCAAUGAAUUCAUUAUCACAACCACCCGCUCGCACUCGAAUGCACUGCAUCAAAAGGCAGUGGAUGUGUUCAAUGCCAGCAAAGUGCUCAAGGUAGGCGGCGCUGGAUUCAAGGUGUUGCAACUGCUCGAGGGCAAGGCACACGUUUAUGUCUUUGCCACGCCCGGUUGCAAGAAAUGGGACACUUGUGCACCAGAAGCUGUGCUGGAGGCUAGUGGUGGAACCCUAACCAACAUCAAUGGCGAACACUACGAAUACCAUGAGAAUGUGGAGCAUGUCAAUGGACGGGGAGUGCUCGCCAGCGUGGGCAACAAUCACCAAGAGCUGGUGGAGAAGAUCCCGCUAGAAGUUCGACAGGCCGUAGGCACGAAACAAACAUAAUCUGUUAUAUAUUUU
Drosophila arizonae is the source of this 1012-nucleotide messenger RNA. RefSeq names its product 3'(2'),5'-bisphosphate nucleotidase 1. NCBI's taxonomy places the organism in Eukaryota, Metazoa, Arthropoda, Insecta, Diptera, Drosophilidae. Gene Ontology annotation, biological process: phosphatidylinositol phosphate biosynthetic process. The record is from RefSeq and is a predicted model, not a curated record. Gene Ontology annotation, molecular function: 3'(2'),5'-bisphosphate nucleotidase activity.